CACGUCUUGUUUCAGCAUUUCUUAAUUGUAUUUAAUUGUGCGCGGAUUGAAACAUCUGACUGAGAAAGUAAUUUUGCACUAGAGAGGAGGGAAAUCAAGCUCAAGAAGGAACGAUAUAAUUAUAUUGGAUAUGUGGCGGAACAUUUGCAGGCUACUGUCCUCAAAAACAGGGGAAAUGGUGAAAGACAUCCGUGAUCCUGCCAUUGUAGAGAUGUAUAAAAUAAAAGAACUGUGUGCUGCGAAAGGGGUAGACGAGGAAAUUCAAAAGCGACUUGGUAGUGCUAUAACUCUUGCAGAGGCACGUGAUGCAUAUUGUGAAAGUGUCAGUUCUGGACCAAGUGAUGCACUUGCUACCCUACAUAAAGGCACGCUUAGUUACCCCUUCGAUCAAGCUUUUGAGGAUGGGAAAACAAAAUGGCCAUUGAGUCCUGUAAUGCUAUCUGGGCAUUUGGAAGGCAAAUUCUUGCAAAGUAUUGUUAGCAUGUCAAAAGCGAAAAAAGUUCUCGAAGUUGGUACGUUUACCGGAUAUGCAGCUUUGGCAUGCGCAGAAGUACUUCCAGAGGACGGCACCGUAACAACAUUAGAAUAUGAUCCAUUUUUAGAAGAUAUGAUAAAAGAAUUUUUCUCGAAAUCACCACAUGGAAAUAAAAUCACUGUCAGAAUUGGUGAUGCGAAGGACACUUUGCUAGAGCUUGCAGAAGAAAAGGCUUAAUACGAUAUUGUCUUUAUAGACGCUAAUAAAGAUGGAUACAUCGACUAUUUCAAGACCGUGAUGAGCAAAGACCUUCUUGUCAAAGGAGGAACGAUAGUGUUCGACAAUGCAUUUAUGGGUGGUCAUGCAUAUAAUCCCGAAUCAACAAAUGAACAUGGACUUGCAAUAAGACAGUGCAAUGAAUAUUUGAAAUCCAGGGACGAUAUAUUCCGAGUACUUGUGCCAAUAAGAGAUGGUGUCGUUAUUGUAAGACGAAAAACAGAUGUGUUUUUGUAAAGAUCGUUCAAAUAAAAAACAAAUGCACACACCGCUUUCAUAUAUCUGAACCAAUAAAUAUCUACUAUGGCACUAUCAAUUGUUUUAGCAGCAGCUUAUGGUUUAUCCUUGUCAAAAAAUGAUUGUUCAGCUUAAAAAUGAUGUAAAGCUGUAUACAUCACUGUCUAUCAAAAAUUCUCGGUUGAAUGUACAUGUAUGCAUUUUAUAGCCAAUGAUGAUGGAUAUGAAAACUGUACUUAUUCGGAACACUGUACAAUGUACAUAUACAUCUAAGUUAACUAUAUAUAUACACACUAGUUUGUACACGACAUAAAUAAAGAUAUUGUGGUGGAGAUCUUU
This is a messenger RNA of Ruditapes philippinarum (Manila clam), 1327 nucleotides long. Its product is annotated as O-methyltransferase MdmC-like. The transcript has 8 exons. Bases 131 to 712 code for a protein of 193 amino acids. Lineage: Eukaryota; Metazoa; Mollusca; Bivalvia; Venerida; Veneridae. Gene Ontology annotation, molecular function: S-adenosylmethionine-dependent methyltransferase activity; O-methyltransferase activity. The record is from RefSeq and is a predicted model, not a curated record.